CAACUUUAUCGGAUUGCGGCUUCAACCCUCAAAAUUUUCAAAAUUCCUGCCGGUUUCCGUUCCCUUUCCUUCUCAACACUUCCGGCCAUCCCGUUCGACUGUCCUCACCAUCAGCUGCCUUUCCUUUCGGGUCCGGCUGGUAGCUUGGCUCGUGUUCGCUGUAUUCAAGGUGCUACAGGGUCGCAUCGGGAGGCCAUCUCUGGAGGAGCAGUCGCCAGGGCCAAAACGCAAUUGUGUCUGUCUUGGCUUUUUCCCACUAUUGAGCUCAGCACAUAACGAGAAGUCAACUACACUCUCCCGAGAUCAACCGCACCACUUUCUUCCGGAACCGCAGCGCUACUUAGUCUCGAGCGAUGCCACUUACGGUCUCAUAUGGUGCGAGCACCGACAUUGGCCGACGCGCCUCCCAACAAGAUGCCUUCCUGAUACACCCUUCCGCGAUCCCCUCAAACCCACAUCCAACCUACCUCUUUAUCAUCCUGGACGGCCACGGCAGUGAAGGAACAAAAGUCGCACAGUUCGUCAAAGAGCAGUUCGCCGCCGUCGUUGCGCAACACGCGGAACAGAUAUUAGCAGGGGACCCGAAAACCGCGUUCACGAACGUGUUUCGUCUCGUGAACGAGAAACUGGAGGAUGAGCAGAGCAUCGAUACGUACAUGUCGGGAUCGACCGUCGCGUUGGUGUUGCUGGUAGGCGAGACGCUUUAUGUGGCGCAUAUUGGCGACAGUCGCGUGGUCCUGGGACGGACGGAGGCCCAGGGCGGCCUGUCGCUCCGGCCGUUGACGAGAGAUCAUAAUUGCACAGAUCCAGGAGAGUACGAGAGGGUGACAAAAGCCGGGGCGAGAGUAGAGAGCUUACCAACGGAUGGCAAUACCGACGGACCCCUGCGGAUCUUCAAGGGCACGUUGCCAUAUCCUGGGCUAGUGGUGACCAGAACAUUAGGAGACAACGUGGCCCGCCGCCUAGGAAUAACGUGCGAACCAGAAGUCGACGUCGUGACGCUAACCCCCUCGGAUCGGUUCCUCGUAAUGGCCACCGACGGCGUGUGGGACGGAGUAACCGACGACGACAUAAUUAAAGCCGUCAGCAGCAACGCGGACGCGACAUCUGCCAGCAACUACAUAACGCAAGCGAGCUUGGCUGGCCUCGACCGACUGAGCUUGGAUGAUAAUACCACUAAUAUCGUGUUGUAUUUCUCGUGGCAAUAGCCACCGCGCUAUCCACCCAUCACAACUGUUACUUGCCGCAUUUUCGACAUGAACUUUGGACUUGGAUUCAAUCGUCAAUGGGAUAUUAGUUUUACAUCAACUGUGCCAGUAUCAUGAUAGCUUAGGUGCUUCCCCUUCCAUAACGCUCAACCGGUGAGGAAGGUUACCUUCACCCUAUGUAUAAUAUCGUCCCUAUUUUUUUGGAAUCUUUUCCUUCAAAUAUACCCCCCUCAAACGUUUUCCGAAU
Messenger RNA from Fimicolochytrium jonesii, 1455 nucleotides. Its product is annotated as phosphatase 2C-like domain-containing protein. The transcript is spliced from 4 exons. Gene Ontology annotation, biological process: protein dephosphorylation. Bases 354 to 1208 code for a protein of 284 amino acids. The record is from RefSeq and is a predicted model, not a curated record. Lineage: Eukaryota; Fungi; Chytridiomycota; Chytridiomycetes; Spizellomycetales; Powellomycetaceae. Gene Ontology annotation, molecular function: protein serine/threonine phosphatase activity.